Messenger RNA from Uncinocarpus reesii 1704, 2202 nucleotides. RefSeq names its product vacuolar ATP synthase 98 kDa subunit. The record is from RefSeq and is a predicted model, not a curated record. Gene Ontology annotation, molecular function: ATPase binding; proton-transporting ATPase activity, rotational mechanism. Gene Ontology annotation, cellular component: vacuolar proton-transporting V-type ATPase, V0 domain; fungal-type vacuole membrane; vacuolar proton-transporting V-type ATPase complex. Gene Ontology annotation, biological process: vacuolar acidification; proton transmembrane transport. Lineage: Eukaryota; Fungi; Ascomycota; Eurotiomycetes; Onygenales; Onygenaceae. The transcript is spliced from 8 exons. Bases 1 to 2202 code for a protein of 733 amino acids.
AUGGGUCCCUCACAAGAUACGCUCCUCCGCUCUGCGGAUAUGAGCUUGACCCAGUUGUACAUCGCCAAUGAAAUAGGCAGAGAGGUUGUUAGCGCGCUAGGUGAACUGGGCAUGGUGCAGUUUAGAGAUCUCAACGCGGAUACGACAGCCUUCCAGAGAACAUUUACCAACGAGAUCCGGCGUUUAGAUAAUGUUGAGAGGCAGCUCCGAUACUUUCAAGCUCAGAUGGAAAAGGAGAGCAUCGAGAUGAGGCCAUCCUCGGAAUUUGCAAAUACGUUAGCCGCCCCGAUGGCUUCUGAAAUUGAUGAACUGGCGCAACGAAGCGAGAGCCUGGAACAGAGGAUCUUUUCCCUGAAUGAGAGCUAUGAAGUUCUGAAACGGCGAGAAGUUGAACUGAUAGAAUGGCGCUGGGUCUUACGAGAAGCCGGUGGAUUCUUUGAUAGGGCACAUGGGCAUACGGAUGAAAUACGCCAAUCAUUGGAUAAUGACGAAGCACCGCUUCUGCGGGACGUUGAGCAUCAGCAUCCAUCCAGGCGACAGACCGACGACGUGCAACAUCAACCUUCGUUCUCUGUUAUGGAUAUUGGCUUUGUUUCUGGUGUUAUCCCCCGGGAUCGAAUCGGUGCCUUUGAACGAAUUUUGUGGCGAACGUUGCGUGGGAAUCUUUACAUGAACCAAUCCGAAAUCCCGCAGCCGAUUAUCGACCCAUCCAACAAUGAGGGCAUUCAAAAGAACGUUUUCGUAAUUUUCGCCCACGGAAAAGAGAUUAUUGCCAAAAUCAGGAAGAUCGCUGAGUCUCUUGGAGCGAACCUAUACUCCGUUGAUGAGAAUAGCGAGCUUCGAAGGGAUCAGAUUCAUGAUGCUAACACUCGUCUGAGCGACGUUGAGAGCGUUUUGCGUAAUACCAAGGUUACACUCGACGCCGAACUAUCACAAAUUGCACGAUCCCUUGCUGCCUGGAUGAUCGUCGUUAGAAAAGAGAAAGCAGUUUACCACACUCUCAACCAAUUUUCUUACGACCAAGCUAGAAAGACUUUGAUCGCGGAAGCAUGUCACCUUGAUUCUCUUCGAAAGGAAAUUAUCCAAGGUUUGAUAUACAACGACAUAUUUUCACGAUCACUGGAAAUUUUCCCAAGUGCUUGGCAAUGGCCGCAGGACGUUCAAUUGGGUGAGACUGUUUCGGCAACUCUGAAAGGGAACUAUCGAUAUCCGUUUGGUCUCGACUGGGGUUGGCAUGCUAGCAGCAACAACUUGCUUUUUACCAACAGUUUUAAGAUGAAGCUAGCCAUCUUACUUGGGUGGUCGCAUAUGACGUACUCGAUAUGUUUGUCAUUUUUGAAUGCUCGGCAUUUCAAAAAACCGAUUGAAAUUUGGGGCAAUUUUGUCCCCGGCAUGAUCUUCUUCCAGUCAAUAUUCGGAUACUUGGUGUUCUCCAUUAUCUAUAAAUGGCUGGUCGACUGGCCGGCUCGAGGCCAAUCACCUCCCAGCUUGCUUAAUAUGCUGAUUUUCAUGUUUCUCAAGCCCGGUUCAGUGGACGAACCGCUUUAUAAAGGGCAGGCGGGAGUCCAAGUGGUUCUUCUUCUUUUGGCUGUCAUUCAGAUUCCCAUUCUCUUGUUUCUGAAACCGUGCUACCUUCGCUGGGAGCAUAACCGGGCUCGUGCCCUUGGCUAUAGGGGCCUGGGUGAAAUAUCAAGGGUUAGUGCAACGGACGAAGACGAGCACGAGCCCCAUGGGUCCACUCGUCACAGUAUGACUAGCGACGCAGAAGGCAUUGGAAUGAUUACCCAGGAUGUAGGCGAGGAAGAGCACGAGGAAUUCGAUUUCGGUGAUGAGAUGAUCCAUCAAAUCAUCCAUACCAUUGAGUUCUGUCUUAAUUGCGUUUCUCAUACCGCUUCUUAUCUCCGGUUGUGGGCGUUGUCACUUGCCCAUCAACAACUGUCUAUCGUGUUAUGGAAAAUGACUCUGAACAACGGGUUUAGUGCCGAGUCCAGUACUACUCGGGUUAUCCUUAUCAUCGUUACGUUUUACGUGUGGUUCACCUUGACUGUUGCGGUGCUUUGUGUUAUAGAGGGAACGAGUGCAAUGUUGCACUCCCUCAGGUUGCAUUGGGUGGAAGCAAUGAGCAAACAUUUUAUAGGUGACGGAAUCCCUUUCACUCCUUUCAGCUUCAAGAUCUUGUUACAGGAGAAUCCCGUUGACUGA